AUGCAAGUUCAGGCGGCGGUAAUGCUCCAACCCGGGCAGAUAGAGAUCCGCGAAUUUGAGAAACCAACACCCGCAGAUGACGCACUCCUCUUACAGGUGGACAGCGUCGGCAUUUGUGGAAGUGAUAAACACAUGUAUCUUGGGCACACUGCCCUAAAAUUUCCGGUCAUCCCAGGACAUGAAGUCGUUGGUACGGUUGCUGAGAUCGGCAAAAAUGCGAAUCAGGUUAUGAAUGUGAUGGGGGGUCCCAUCAAAGCCGGCGACCGUGUGACUGUGGUGCCUGGCUCAAAAAACUGUGGCAGAUGCUAUUAUUGUUUGCAUGUACCGGGUCGUCCAACCCUGUGUUCUGGGCGGACUAUUUAUGGGUUUAGCAACAGCGAAACACCACCGUAUCUGAACGGCGAAUUUGCUGAGUAUACCUAUAUUCACGGCAACUCCUGGGUCUAUAAGAUGCCGGAAAGUGUCCCAGACGAGAUUCGCGUAUUGACGGAGCCGGUAGCGGUUGCGACACGUGCCGUUGAACGCGCGUGUGCCCCUGGUCUGCCGCAGAUCGGAGAUGGAUACAGCAUCGGGAGUCGGGUUGCAGUCCUCGGAUGUGGACCGAUUGGUCUCCUCGUCGUCGCUGUAUUACGGGAUAGCGGUGCUGGUACUAUCAUCGCCACUGAUCUCAUUGACAGUCGAUUAGAGAUGGCGAAGCAGAUGGGAGCGAAUGUGGUCAUCAACGUCGGGGAUACAACGCCUGAAGAACGGGUCGAGCAGAUUCAGGAGCUUACAAACGGUGUCGGCGUGGACAUCGCUAUUGAAUGUGCAGGAUUGCCAGCGGUUUUCUCCGAAGCAUUAGACGUAGUGAGACGAGGCGGAAAGGUUAUCGAGGUUGGACAUUACACUGAUUCUGGAGAUACUCAGGUCCGACCUCACCAGAUUUGCAACAAAGACUUAGAUGUUUGUGGUGUAUGGGCAUAUCCGCAGAUUCAAUUUCAAACAGCGUUGGACUACCUCCAGAUAACGCGCGCCCCGCUGCAUGAAUUGAUAACGCAUCACCUACCGUUGCAUCAAUUGGAAAAAGGCAUUGAUAUGCUUGGACAAGAAGGGGUUUACAAGGUUGUGAUUGAACCGCAAUUGUAA
Molecule: messenger RNA, 1125 nt
Organism: Geodia barretti
Lineage: Eukaryota; Metazoa; Porifera; Demospongiae; Tetractinellida; Geodiidae
Source: the annotation of a GenBank genome assembly